CCCGGAUUGCAGGGUUUUAAUUUUUAAUCUUCAGCUACUGCAAGAAGGAGGAAAACGACGUUCUUGCAAAUUCGUUGAUUUUGUUGUCGUAGAUUUGAAAGUGGUCGGUAGCCAUGACAGAGCUUCGGAAAUCUGUGUUUGAUAGUGUUGAGGUGAAGCCAAUUGUUAAAUUCAACCCAAAAGCAAUUGAAUUGAAGCACUCAGACAUUUUAGCUCGCGUGUACUCGCAAGGGCAUCUCUCGUUAUCUGAGAAAAAUUCUCUGUCCCGUAUGCUUUUGUUGUUAUCCCAGUACUGGGUAAGUCAGGGGAACAAAUGGUGUGACACAUGCAAGAUUUUCAUAUCGAAUAAUCUGGCCAGCAUUAGGAAUCAUGAGUUCGGUCAACGGCACAAGGAUAAUGUUUCCAAGAGGCUUAAUGACAUGCGGGAAGAGAAAGCCGCGAAAGAUAAGGCAGAAAAGCAAGCGGCUCGUGUCCUCGAACAAAUUGAAGCUAAAGCAAAGCGCAGUUAUCAGAAAGAUUUGGAGAGUUUUAAGGAGGCAAGAGAGACUAAUGCGCAGGCACUUAUUGCUGAAGAUAAAAAUCAAGGAACUUCUGAUGGUUCAGCUAUGCCUGGAGAUUGGGAAGUCGAGAGCUCAUCUGGCUACUACUAUAACCGAAAAACGAGCUGCUACUAUGAUCCUAACUCUGGCUUCUACUAUACAGAAGCUCUAGGUAAAUGGGUGACUCAAGAAGAGGCCUUUGCUUCCUUUCAAGCUUCCCCAGGGCCCACUCAGCGAAAACCUAAUUCGGAAAACAAUAAAACUGCCUCGACUUCCGAAAGUGGGCCCCCACCUGGACGUGUGGUGUCGACACCGCCUAACCCAAUGAGGUCCGUGAAAGGGGCUCAAUUGUCCACCGCUGUUAAGAGAAAACGAGCAGACGAGAAAACCAAACCCAUGUCCAAAGAGGAGGCGGAAGCUCGUAAGGCGAGGGAGGCCGCCAGAAAACGAGUCGAGGAGAGAGAAAAACCGCUGCUUGUGUUUGAAGAGAGAGGUCGUGUUUCGACAAACGGACAAAAAAUGAAAUGGAAAGUGCCCGCCGCUGCCGCUGCUCAACCUCUCUCUGCCCGUGCGUCGCUCUCUGUCUCUCCAACCACCGGCCUGCCGCUUCCCUUAAGUCAGCUACUGCAAGAAGGAGGAAAACGACGUUCUUGCAAAUUCGUUGAUUUUGUUGUCGUAGAUUUGAAAGUGGUCGGUAGCCAUGACAGAGUAUUGGUGCUCUCGUUAUCUGAGAAAAAUUCUCUGUCCCGUAUGCUUUUGUUGUUAUCCCAGUACUGGGUAAGUCAAGGGAACAAAUGGUGUGACACAUGCAAGAUUUUCAUAUCGAAUAAUCUGGCCAGCAUUAGGAAUCAUGAGUUCGGUCAACGGCACAAGGAUAAUGUUUCCAAGAGGCUUAAUGACAUGCGGGAAGAGAAAGCCGCGAAAGAUAAGGCAGAAAAGCAAGCGGCUCGUGUCCUCGAACAAAUUGAAGCUAAAGCAAAGCGCAGUUAUCAGAAAGAUUUGGAGAGUUUUAAGGAGGCAAGAGAGACUAAUGCGCAGGCACUUAUUGCUGAAGAUAAAAAUCAAGGAACUUCUGAUGGUUCAGCUAUGCCUGGAGAUUGGGAAGUCGAGAGCUCAUCUGGCUACUACUAUAACCGAAAAACGAGCUGCUACUAUGAUCCUAACUCUGGCUUCUACUAUACAGAAGCUCUAGGUAAAUGGGUGACUCAAGAAGAGGCCUUUGCUUCCUUUCAAGCUUCCCCAGGGCCCACUCAGCGAAAACCUAAUUCGGAAAACAAUAAAACUGCCUCGACUUCCGAAAGUGGGCCCCCACCUGGACGUGUGGUGUCGACACCGCCUAACCCAAUGAGGUCCGUGAAAGGGGCUCAAUCGUCCAUCGCUGUUAAGAGAAAACGAGCAGACGAGAAAACCAAACCCAUGUCCAAAGAGGAGGCGGAAGCUCGUAAGGCGAGGGAGGCCGCCAGAAAACGAGUCGAGGAGAGAGAAAAACCGCUGCUUGGUCUUUACAAGCGCUGACGAUAUUCGUGGUUUUUUUUUCUUUUUUUUUUUCUCAGUGUUUGAAGAGAGAGGUCGUGUUUCGACAAACGGACAAAAAAUGAAAUGGAAAGUGGUAAGGCUUGUUUGUUAUGGUUGUAAUUGAAGUGUUCGUCUGGACUCUCGUGUAUUUCCGAAUAUGGACACGUUUAUGAAUUAAGGAGUCGAACUCGGUUUGUAAACGAUUCUUACACUGUUGAGAAGGAGCUUCCAACGUAAACACGACAACGUUCAGGUUUUUUGUUCACGAACCGACUUUUGAAAUCUGCAAAGUACUGAGAAGGAGCUUCUAGCGUAAACACGACGAAAUGUAGGUUUUUUGUUCACGAACCUACUUUUGAAAUCAGAGGAGG
Striga asiatica is the source of this 2425-nucleotide messenger RNA. The record is from the annotation of a GenBank genome assembly. Lineage: Eukaryota; Viridiplantae; Streptophyta; Magnoliopsida; Lamiales; Orobanchaceae.